GUUUGGUAAUUGACAGCUGAUUCACCGAAAACAAAUCAAUUGCUGAUUAGAGAAAAGUAUUGCACGAUUGAUUUUUAGUAAAUUAAACAUAGUUGGCACUUAAUUAUUAAAAUAAGAACACACUUAAACACAAACUAAACUCUGCAAAUAACGUGGAACAUACAGAAAGUCCUUAUACGCCGUUUGUAUUUCCGCAUAGGUGCACAAAGUAAAAUGGAGCAACUAUCUGGUGUUAUGAUUAUCAUCAUAAUUGGUGGUGGUGUGCUGACUUUUGUGAUGCUAUUUAUUUUUGCAAAACGCCAAAUAAUGCGAUUUACCUUGCGAAGUCGACGCGGACCACAUGUACCUAUAGGCAAUGAUGCGAAGAAGACGCUGCGAAGGGAGAUCGAACGCCGUCUUGAUUGUAUACAAAAAAUAACGCAAGAACCCAGACUGCUUUGGAAUGAUGACAAGUAUAUUUUGCGCACGGAUCAACCUAUCCCACCCUACUAUUAUCGCAUGAAAGCUGUUGAUGAUGUGAAAAUAUUAGAAACCGAGAUUAUGCGCAGCGAUGGUAGUAUGCGGCAUCCGUAUGACAGUUUGCGUGCUUUUCUACUCACCACACUGGCCGCUACCACACUGAAUGGCUCCGGACAGCAACGCAUGAUACAUCAAUUUUGCGAUAUGUACGAACAUGCACGUCACGACCCUAAUGAAUUCGGUAGUGAGGAAUAUGAAUCUUAUCAUCGUUUGUUACUAAAACUGAUUGAAGCCGCUAAGCAACUGAAGUCCUUGAUCAGCUCGCGCAAAACUUCACCAGCACGAACGCCCAAAAAACAAACUAAAAUGCAUUCACUACUAGAUCCGGCACGAUUACGGCCACCUGCUACCACACCUAAGCUACCGACAAAUGCGGGUUUACCUGUAGGACAACAAUCUAAAGUGAAUUUAACACUAGGACUACAGGGACGUGACAUGGAUGCUGUAGAUAUAGCUCCAAAUCCUUUACAUUUGCAACCAGCGGCCGAGCGGGAUAUCAUAAUUCGCAAUCGCAUUAAAACACCUACAUUAGAUGACGAGGAGGAUGAGGAAAUUGAUAAUUUAGGUGGCAGCGAAAGCCGUGCUAGAGACUCUGUGCGCAUCGAAGAUAUUGACGGUGAAGACAAUGAAGUAAUGAGUAUUUCAUCGGUACAAUUUCAAAGUAAUUCAAAUGUUGUUUGAUUGCUUGAGUAUGCGGGGCGUGCGCGUCACCUGACUAGCGCAUUAAGGCGCCUGCUACCAAAAUGAAAGGAUGCGAGAAGGCAAAGUUGACACUUGAAUGCAUUAAAGAAGAAAUACUAUGCAGAAGUAUGAUAAGAAACUAACGAAAUAUUAUAUGACAUUCCUUAUCAGCGCCAAUCUCAUAUUCCCGCUCAAAGCCAAAAUUAUCAAUUGUAGAAAUUUAGGUACUAAAUGGGAAUUUAAUACUUUUAAGACUAAGGUUUGCAUUAAAAAAUGUGCAUAAUGCAAGUAUGCAAGUGUAAUUUCAGAAAUUAAUAUAGUUGAUAAAUUAACGUUAAUUCUAGUAAUAUGCAUAUGUAUAUACAUAAAUACUGUUAAAAUUAAGGGGUUAUAUACAGUUAGAAUUUUAAAAAAAUCGUUUAAUGUAGAUACAUAUAUUUAAAAAUACACACAGAAAAUUUAA
Messenger RNA from Anastrepha ludens (Mexican fruit fly), 1663 nucleotides. Its product is annotated as protein C1orf43 homolog. Lineage: Eukaryota; Metazoa; Arthropoda; Insecta; Diptera; Tephritidae. Bases 214 to 1200 code for a protein of 328 amino acids. The record is from RefSeq and is a predicted model, not a curated record. The transcript is spliced from 4 exons.